Messenger RNA from Gorilla gorilla gorilla (western lowland gorilla), 8354 nucleotides. RefSeq names its product cytoplasmic linker associated protein 1 (gene CLASP1). NCBI's taxonomy places the organism in Eukaryota, Metazoa, Chordata, Mammalia, Primates, Hominidae. Bases 524 to 5272 code for a protein of 1582 amino acids. Gene Ontology annotation, biological process: establishment of mitotic spindle localization; mitotic spindle assembly. The record is from RefSeq and is a predicted model, not a curated record. Gene Ontology annotation, molecular function: kinetochore binding; microtubule binding. The transcript is spliced from 43 exons. Gene Ontology annotation, cellular component: microtubule organizing center; basal cortex; kinetochore.
UUUUUUUUCUUUUUUUUUUUUUUAAUCCCCGCACCAAGCGCUUAACCUCAUUGGGGUGGAGGAGAAGGCGGCGGCUCUCUGGUCCGCAGCGGCAACAGUAACGAAAAACAGGGCUAUGGAGUCUCAUUCCUGACGUGCAAGCUGGAGUGCAGUUCCGUGAUCUUGGCUCACUGCAACCUCCACCUCCUGGGUCCAAGCGAUUCUCCUUCCUCAGCCUCCCAAGUAGCUGGGAUUACAGAAUGGACUGCUGAAUUAUGAAGUAUUUCAGACCCAAUAGUAGAACAUCACUCUGCCACUCACUCCUUUAUCUCCUACUAGUUAUUUAAAUUGGACUUUUAAUAUCCUACCAGCUGCUCUUCAGACACACAUGGUGCAUUGUUGCCAUUCCCCAGAUUGCAUCUUUGAAACACAGGCUCUUAGUAACCUUCAGCAAACAAAGAGGCAACCUCCCAGAUACGUCUGCUGGGAGGGAGUCAUCGUGACUGCCCUCUAGCUUUUGCUGGAUCUGGAUUUGAAUUCCACUAUGGAGCCUCGCAUGGAGUCCUGCCUGGCGCAGGUGUUGCAGAAGGAUGUGGGGAAACGAUUGCAGGUUGGCCAAGAACUGAUAGACUAUUUCUCAGACAAACAGAAGUCUGCUGACCUUGAGCAUGACCAGACCAUGUUAGAUAAACUUGUGGAUGGACUUGCUACCUCUUGGGUGAACUCUAGCAAUUACAAGGUGGUUCUGCUGGGCAUGGACAUCCUGUCCGCCCUGGUGACCCGGCUGCAGGAUCGGUUCAAGGCGCAGAUCGGCACAGUGCUGCCAAGUCUAAUAGACAGACUAGGAGAUGCUAAAGACUCUGUGAGGGAGCAGGACCAAACUCUGCUGCUAAAGAUCAUGGAUCAAGCUGCUAAUCCCCAGUACGUAUGGGACAGAAUGCUUGGAGGCUUCAAACACAAGAAUUUCCGUACUCGAGAAGGCAUCUGUCUCUGCCUUAUAGCAACACUCAAUGCCUCUGGAGCACAGACUUUAACACUAAGCAAGAUUGUGCCACAUAUAUGCAACUUACUUGGAGAUCCAAACAGCCAGGUUCGAGAUGCAGCAAUAAACAGCUUAGUGGAAAUUUACAGACAUGUAGGAGAACGUGUGAGGGCAGAUCUCAGUAAAAAAGGAUUGCCACAGUCCCGGUUGAAUGUAAUUUUUACAAAAUUUGAUGAAGUCCAGAAAUCUGGAAACAUGAUACAGUCUGCAAAUGAUAAAAAUUUUGACGAUGAAGAUUCUGUGGAUGGUAACAGACCUUCCUCUGCUAGUUCUACAUCAUCCAAGGCUCCACCAAGUUCUCGGAGAAACGUUGGAAUGGGAACCACCCGCCGGCUUGGUUCAUCCACCCUUGGAUCCAAGUCUUCAGCUGCAAAAGAAGGAGCUGGUGCUGUUGAUGAAGAGGAUUUUAUUAAAGCAUUUGAUGAUGUACCUGUAGUACAGAUUUAUUCCAGCCGAGACCUUGAGGAAUCCAUAAACAAAAUUAGGGAAAUAUUAUCUGAUGACAAGCAUGAUUGGGAGCAGAGAGUAAAUGCUCUAAAAAAGAUUAGAUCUUUACUUUUGGCUGGUGCUGCUGAGUAUGAUAACUUCUUUCAACAUUUGCGUCUUUUGGAUGGAGCCUUUAAACUCUCUGCUAAGGACCUGCGGUCUCAGGUAGUGCGGGAGGCUUGUAUCACGUUGGGGCAUCUGUCAUCAGUUCUGGGGAAUAAGUUUGACCAUGGAGCUGAAGCCAUUAUGCCAACUAUCUUUAAUUUAAUUCCAAACAGUGCCAAAAUUAUGGCCACAUCUGGUGUUGUAGCUGUUAGGUUAAUUAUUCGGCACACACACAUCCCUAGGUUAAUACCUGUCAUAACAAGCAACUGUACCUCUAAGUCUGUCGCAGUUAGAAGGCGCUGUUUUGAAUUUUUAGAUUUGCUUUUACAAGAAUGGCAGACACAUUCACUAGAACGACACAUAUCAGUAUUAGCUGAAACAAUAAAGAAGGGAAUACAUGAUGCUGAUUCCGAAGCAAGAAUAGAAGCCAGAAAAUGUUACUGGGGUUUCCACAGUCACUUCAGCAGAGAAGCAGAGCACUUAUACCACACCUUGGAGUCCUCCUACCAGAAAGCCCUGCAGUCCCACCUGAAGAACUCAGACAGCAUAGUGUCUCUGCCUCAGUCAGACCGCUCGUCUUCCAGCUCUCAAGAGAGUCUAAAUCGUCCGCUGUCUGCCAAAAGAAGUCCUACUGGAAGUACCACAUCUAGAGCUUCUACAGUUAGUACCAAAUCUGUGUCAACGACUGGGUCCCUCCAGCGAUCUCGAAGUGAUAUUGAUGUGAACGCAGCAGCCAGUGCCAAAUCCAAAGUCUCCUCAUCUUCUGGCACGACGCCUUUCAGCUCUGCAGCAGCUUUGCCUCCGGGGUCAUACGCAUCCUUAGAGUCCAGACACAUGAGGGAAGACAUGGAGUACAUAGGCCUGGACUCAGGUCGGAUCCGCACAAGACGGCAAAGCUCUGGGGGUGCCACCAACGUCGCCUCUACACCUGAUAACCGGGGCCGCAGUCGCGCUAAAGUGGUUUCACAGUCCCAGCGAUCCAGAUCUGCUAAUCCUGCUGGUGCUGGCAGCCGGUCAAGUUCCCCAGGAAAAUUGUUGGGAAGUGGUUAUGGUGGACUUACUGGGGGCUCCUCACGAGGCCCACCUGUGACACCGUCUUCAGAAAAGCGAAGCAAGAUUCCCAGGAGCCAGGGAUGUAGCCGGGAAACAAGUCCAAACCGAAUAGGAUUAGCACGGAGCAGCCGUAUCCCUCGACCCAGCAUGAGUCAGGGGUGCAGCCGCGAUACCAGCCGUGAGAGCAGCCGAGAUACAAGCCCUGCUCGGGGCUUUCCUCCACUUGCCUCUCGACGUCAUUCCAGGUCCACUAGUGCUCUCUCCACUGCUGAAUCUGUUGGGCAGUCAGAUCGGUUUGGGCUUGGCCAGCCAGGAAGAAUACCUGGUUCUGUGAAUGCCAUGAGAGUUCUGAGCACAAGUACAGAUCUUGAAGCUGCUGUUGCUGAUGCUUUGCUGUUAGGAGACUCCAGGAGCAAGAAGAAGCCUGUGAGGAGGAGAUAUGAGCCGUAUGGGAUGUAUUCUGACGAUGAUGCCAACAGUGAUGCCUCAAGUGUUUGCUCUGAGCGCUCAUAUGGCUCCAGGAAUGGUGGCAUUCCCCAUUAUCUGCGGCAGACUGAGGAUGUAGCAGAAGUUCUCAACCACUGUGCUAGUUCAAACUGGUCAGAAAGGAAAGAAGGGCUUCUGGGCCUGCAGAACUUACUGAAGAGCCAAAGAACACUGAGUCGAGUUGAACUGAAAAGGUUGUGUGAGAUCUUCACUCGGAUGUUUGCUGACCCUCAUAGCAAGGUUUUCAGUAUGUUUUUGGAGACUCUUGUGGAUUUUAUAAUAAUUCAUAAGGAUGAUUUACAAGACUGGCUUUUUGUUCUUCUCACACAAUUACUUAAGAAAAUGGGAGCAGAUUUACUUGGAUCUGUGCAAGCAAAAGUUCAAAAGGCUCUAGAUGUCACAAGGGACUCCUUUCCAUUUGAUCAACAAUUUAACAUUUUGAUGAGAUUUAUUGUGGAUCAAACUCAAACUCCAAACCUCAAGGUCAAAGUUGCAAUCCUGAAAUACAUUGAGUCUCUGGCCAGACAGAUGGAUCCAACAGAUUUUGUAAACUCUAGUGAGACAAGGCUUGCUGUUUCUAGAAUCAUAACCUGGACAACAGAACCAAAGAGUUCAGACGUGAGAAAGGCAGCACAGAUUGUGCUAAUCUCUCUGUUUGAAUUGAAUACUCCUGAAUUUACCAUGUUACUUGGUGCCUUGCCAAAAACAUUCCAGGAUGGUGCCACCAAACUCCUGCACAACCACCUCAAGAAUUCCAGUAACACCAGUGUGGGCUCUCCAAGCAAUACGAUUGGCCGGACGCCCUCCCGACACACCAGCAGCAGGACCAGCCCCCUGACCUCACCCACCAACUGUUCCCAUGGGGGUCUGUCUCCAAGUCGGUUAUGGGGUUGGAGUGCCGACGGGUUAGCGAAGCACCCACCUCCCUUUUCUCAGCCUAACUCCAUCCCCACCGCUCCCUCCCACAAGGCUCUCAGGCGCUCUUACUCUCCCAGCAUGCUGGACUAUGAUACAGAGAACCUGAACUCUGAAGAAAUCUAUAGUUCUCUACGUGGAGUUACAGAAGCCAUUGAAAAGUUUAGUUUUCGAAGCCAAGAAGAUCUGAAUGAGCCAAUUAAACGAGAUGGCAAAAAGGAGUGUGAUAUUGUGUCCCGCGAUGGGGGCGCUGCCUCCCCUGCCACCGAGGGCCGGGGGGGUAGUGAGGUAGAAGGAGGCCGGACAGCUCUGGAUAACAAGACCUCACUACUCAACACCCAGCCUCCACGCGCCUUCCCGGGGCCGCGGGCGCGAGACUACAACCCGUACCCCUACUCAGAUGCCAUCAACACCUACGACAAGACCGCCCUGAAAGAGGCUGUGUUCGAUGACGACAUGGAGCAGCUUCGAGACGUGCCCAUCGACCAUUCUGACCUGGUGGCUGACCUUCUGAAAGAGCUGUCCAACCACAACGAGCGAGUGGAGGAACGGAAGGGAGCCCUGCUGGAGCUGCUCAAGAUCACGCGGGAAGACAGCCUUGGUGUCUGGGAGGAGCACUUCAAGACCAUUCUGCUCCUGCUGCUGGAGACCCUUGGAGACAAAGACCAUUCAAUUCGAGCACUGGCGUUAAGAGUUUUGAGGGAAAUUCUGAGAAAUCAACCAGCAAGAUUUAAAAACUACGCCGAGCUGACGAUUAUGAAGACUCUGGAAGCCCACAAAGACUCCCAUAAGGAGGUGGUGAGAGCGGCUGAGGAGGCUGCGUCCACACUGGCCAGUUCCAUCCACCCGGAGCAGUGCAUCAAGGUGCUCUGCCCCAUCAUCCAGACGGCCGACUACCCCAUCAACCUUGCUGCCAUCAAGAUGCAGACCAAAGUCGUCGAGAGGAUCGCAAAGGAGUCAUUGCUGCAGCUCCUCGUCGACAUCAUCCCAGGCUUGCUGCAGGGUUAUGACAACACCGAAAGUAGUGUGCGUAAGGCCAGCGUGUUUUGCUUAGUGGCAAUUUAUUCCGUAAUCGGAGAAGACCUGAAACCUCACCUUGCACAGCUCACAGGGAGCAAGAUGAAGCUACUAAACUUAUACAUAAAGAGGGCCCAGACCACCAACAGCAACAGCAGCUCCUCCUCCGAUGUCUCCACGCACAGCUAAUGGCAGUACCUGUCUCUUGUGUAGACCUAGAAGCAAUCGGUGGUGCCUCUCAGAGACCUUUCCCCACCCCCUUCAUCGGCUGCCCAGUCAGUACAAGGAGGCCCACAAAUAUUUAUUACAAUCAGUAUUUUGGUCCCUUCCAGCUUUUCUGUAGAAUCUUACUGGUAUUGAAUGUAAAGGAAGCAAGGCCUGUAUUGCAGUCUUCAUACAAAACAAAAGGAAUAAGAACAGAAAAGAGCCAUACUGAAACAUGUCUUGUACAGCCUGCUGAGAUGGCGAAACCCUGUGUGUGGGGUGCAGUUUUUAAAAAUCAGAGCGCUCUAGCCACUACUUGGUAGAAAGUAGCAUUUUUUUUUCAGUUAAUAACAUAUUUGGGGGUGGGGUGGGGUGUUACUUUGUGUUCUUCCUCCUUAGCCUAUUUUCUUGUGCGUAUGGUCUGUGUGGGGCCCCUUUCACAGCUGACGCCACGAAAGGUGAUAUAUCUUUAAGUUGUGUUCUGAGACCUACUAAAAAUGGGAAUCAAGUCUUGGCAAGAACAGUCUGAAGAUGGCCUUUUAACAAACGCUGGGAAUUUUGCUUGUCAUAUCCAGACUGGAGGCCGACUGCCCUGGCUUUCAGCGUAGAAUUGGGAGUGCACCCCGACAGUCUCCUUCCAGCCCUCCCUAAUCGACUCCACCGACAAGGUCCCUACCCCAGAGCUUCCAUGCAAAGGAAUUCUUCAAGUUUAAAUCUGGACACAAAAAUAAGAUAAAUGUAUGGCAUCAUUUAGGGAUGCCUGAGAUGGCAGUUCAUGAAGCACAGAAGAUAAAGAAGUCUUUCAUCUUUACUGCUGAGAUCCUUGGGAACACUGUUGUCAUGGGGGUUCUGCCAAGACCCUCAUCUCUGGGCUACACGGUGAUUCAGAUUGAGCACCAACUUCUUUCCUCCCCUCAAAGUUCUGCCUAAGCCGUUCAGUUCUAACAUUGUCUCAAUUAAUCUGGUAAAUGGCAUCUUUACCAUCUUAGUCCUGACUUCUCAGUUUAAUGUGGGAUUAAGAGCCAAGAAAAGCCUAGAGAGACUGGAUAUCACAAUUUUUUUUUAAUUUUAUAAACUGAAGUAGUUCCUUGAAUGUCUGUUGAUGAAAUAGUCACUGUUUAAGGAAAAAAGUAAUUAUGAGGUGUAGCAGAUUGCAGAAAAACAGGAUUAGAAACACACUUAAAAAGAACACACAUUUAGAGUCUCUCUUCCUCCUCAACGAACCACUAGGCCCCCUUUUUAAAAACACCUUUAGAGCCUAAUUACUCCAAUAAAAGUAACUAGAGGUUUGGAGUCUGGUUAAAUAAAUUCUGAGUAAAAUUCUUAAGCCAAAUGGAAAUUCUUAAUGCAAUCAUGAGGACUUCUAUUGUCUCUUACUGUUGUAUUAGAUCCUAUAAAUUGAACUGAUUUUUCCAUAAGGAAAAUGCUUCUUUUGAGAUUAAUUCUAAUAACGUAUUUGCUAUUCCAGUGCAGAGCCCACUGCAACUGCUAGGACUGAAAGCAGAGGCUGGGUGCCAGAGCACGUGAUUCUUAACAUCAUUUCCACAGACCCCUCUGCCCUGACCCUCUGGAUUGGAUGCAGGAAGCUGGGAAAGACUGAUGUUGAUUUGGAAACAUGCGCUGAAAAUGAAGGCCCCAUAGUGCAUAGGAACAGUAAAGCCAGGGUGCUGACGUGUGUGUGUGUGUGUGUGUGUGUGUGUGUGUGUGGUGUGUGUGUUUGUGCGUGCACCCUACACACAUGUGGUACCUCGCUGCUGCUGUUUAGGGAACUUGAGGGAUGCAUUUCAAGGGGUUGGGUAUUACUGACUAGCUUUGGCUCAGAAUAUAGCAGGACCAGGUCUUUUGUUGAUAAGUACUGUUUGUUUAUUAAUAUGUCAUUAAUGGUAUUUCUUUUUUACACUCUACAAGUGAAUUAGGGAGUCUCUUGUUGACCCCUCUGUUGCAGGAAUGUGUGUCAGGCUAGGUUAUCCUUGAGUUUCUUUAUUCCUAAUGCAGUUAGAAAGACCUUUCUCCUUGAGCUCUUUGACUCCCAGAAGGUCCCCCAGUCCCCAGUGUACUUAGAAAGUAUCUCGAACAUUGCUGGACGUCCUCAUAGUACUCACAAAGGGCUAGCCUUGAAUGUCACUCGCCCAGUCUUCAGUCUCCUGACUUAGACAGAGAUACAAUCACAUCACAGGUCUCUUGGCCUCAAUCUGAAAACUGCUGCCGCCGCGCCGAGGAGACUCGCAUGCCGCCACCACCUCACUGGGAGGGCGCCGAGCCCACCGUCGCCCCCUAGACCCUGACAGCUGCAGCUGCCUUGCCUUGCCGCCGCCUCCCUGCAGGGCCCCUGUUCCAAUGAAAAACAGAACACGAAAGAGCAGAGCACCUAAGCCUGUCUCUGCCUCCCUGUCUACCUGACUGGCCAGGGCCCAAGACCCCUGCUGCUCCACUGCGGGGCUGGGCGGGCUGACUCCCUGCUUCCUCCAAGCUGCUGCCUCCCCUGCAGCCAGGGUCUGGGCAGGGUGCAGCCAGUCCUCGGGGCACGCAGCUUCCUUCAAGUACACUGUGUGUGCUUCCCGGACCUGCGGCGAUGCCACGGGCCUGCCUUUUCUAUGCGCCUCACUAGCUUACCACCCUGUGCAGGUAAUGCAACUGACUUUGUCUCAUCAGUCUUUUUCUUUCCCUGCCACCCUUUAUUUAUCAAGCAUAAUGUUACACUUUAAAGGACAGCAAAUAAGAACUUUGUAGAAUCCCACCAGGACUUUGCUAACAAUAAUGUUUGGAAAUAAAGAAAUGCUCUGAAAAAAUAUCAGCCACCAAAAUAGUUUUGUUGGCACUGUGUUCACACGCAUGGUCCCCACACCCCCAAGUUGGGUGGGUUUUUUUUGUUUUUUUGGGCUUUUUUGGGGGGGCUUUUUCAUGUUACAUCCAUAUCUGUAUUUAUAUCUGAUUUGUUUCACUUUCAAGUGUAUCAUGGCAAAUGUACAGAUUUUUUUUGUUAAUAAUGUGCUAGGAUUUGCUAAAAAAGAAAACAAAAAAAAAAACCCUUUUGAGUUUGCCCUAGAAUAAAUGAGACUUAAUUCAA